UAGGUGUCGAUAUAAUCGCGAGUGGUAGCCCCAUCCCUAUAUCUGCUUUGCUUGUUUUCUUUUCUUUUACAAUACAAAACCAAUACGUUUAGAAUUACACCCAGGCAAACGGUGAAAUCCAAAUAUUUGCAAGCCUUUAAGAUACUAAAAGAAGAAGCCAAUUUUUCGCGAUGAGUGCACAACCAAGUCCGCUUAUGAAUCCCCAGCAGCAACAACAACAGCAACAGCAGCAGCAACAACAACAACAACAGCAGCAGCAGCAGCAACAACAACAACAACAGCAGCAGCAGAGUGAGCAGGAGAAGGUGUACCAAUGGAUCAACGAGCUGGCCCACCCGGAAACGCGCGAAACCGCACUUCUCGAGCUGAGCAAAAAACGGGAGACCGACCUGGCACCCAUGCUGUGGAACAGCUUUGGCACAGCCUGCGCCCUGCUGCAGGAGAUUGUCAAUAUAUAUCCCUCGAUAACGCCGCCUACGCUGACGGCUCACCAAUCGAAUCGCGUUUGCAACGCUCUGGCCUUGCUGCAGUGCGUCGCCUCGCACCCGGAAACGCGUACGGCCUUCCUGCAGGCCCAAAUACCACUCUACUUAUACCCUUUCUUGUCCACCACCUCGAAGACCAGACCUUUUGAGUACCUGCGCCUGACCAGUCUGGGCGUCAUUGGAGCACUAGUCAAGACCGAUGAACAAGAGGUAAUCACUUUUCUACUGACCACUGAGAUUGUGCCGCUUUGCCUCAGCAUCAUGGACAGCGGAUCGGAGUUGAGCAAGACUGUGGCCACCUUUAUUAUCCAGAAGAUAUUGCUUGAUGAGUCCGGGUUGUCUUACAUAUGCCAGACUUACGAACGCUUCUCCCAUGUGGCCAUUACUUUGGGCAAAAUGGUCAUCCAAUUGGCAAAAGAUCCUUGCGCUCGUCUGCUCAAGCAUGUGGUGCGCUGCUAUUUGCGACUUUCGGACAACACUCGCGCUCGCAAGGCACUUGGCCAAUGUUUGCCCGACCAACUACGAGAUGGAACCUUUGCGCUGUGCCUGCAGGACGACAAGUCAACCAAACAGUGGCUGCAGAUGCUACUCAAGAAUCUGGAACUUGGCGCCACACCGCAACAGAUCGGCAUGUCGCCGCUGGGCUCCUAGAAAGUGGACGCCACAGACUCUCCCGAUCCGCGCUAUUUCAAGUAUUGCUUAGACAUCUGCAAGACCCUGUCAUCCUUGAGACUUUGCAAGUCAUAUCUAUAAGUGAUUCCCAUUUGCUAGUUAUCUGCUCGACCGAAUAUUAUGAUAAACUAGCACGAGAUUGCCUGAGUUUAACCUAAGCAGAGCUGUAAUAUAAAAUUCUAAUAUACUACCGAUAAAGUUAUGUUAAUACUAAGUUCGUCACUGAUAGAAAAUAAAGAACCUCAAGCAGA
Messenger RNA from Drosophila ficusphila, 1408 nucleotides. RefSeq names its product CCR4-NOT transcription complex subunit 9 (gene Rcd-1). The coding region runs from base 171 to 1136 and encodes 321 amino acids. NCBI's taxonomy places the organism in Eukaryota, Metazoa, Arthropoda, Insecta, Diptera, Drosophilidae. The transcript is spliced from 6 exons. The record is from RefSeq and is a predicted model, not a curated record. Gene Ontology annotation, biological process: negative regulation of translation; mRNA catabolic process. Gene Ontology annotation, cellular component: CCR4-NOT complex; CCR4-NOT core complex; P-body.